Messenger RNA from Lontra canadensis (Northern American river otter), 2346 nucleotides. It is a transcript of the gene FJX1, whose product is annotated as four-jointed box kinase 1. The record is from RefSeq and is a predicted model, not a curated record. Gene Ontology annotation, biological process: cell-cell signaling. The coding region runs from base 457 to 1755 and encodes 432 amino acids. The transcript has a single exon. Lineage: Eukaryota; Metazoa; Chordata; Mammalia; Carnivora; Mustelidae.
CAGCGCGCCACUUCAGCUCGGCGCCGCCCCCUCCGACGCCCCCGCGCGGGCGCCGCCAGCCCCGAAGUCCCCGACCGAAGUGGGGCCGCCUCUCCCGCUCGGAAGGAGCCAUCGCCGCUUUAAGGCGAAGAGGAGGGGAAGGGGGCGGGAGAGUGGGGGGCGGGGAGCGGCGGCCGCGGAGGGGGAGGGGGAUCCCCCUCGCUCCCACGUGGUCCGGGCGCCUGUGAAUCGCGCCCGCCCGAGGGUCUCACAGCGAAAUACAAAAGCAGCUGGGAAGCGGCGGCGAGGCGAGUUCCCAGCGCGGGGCAGAGCGCCUGGCAGAGCCCCGCGGCCGCGAUGGGGCUGAGGCGCCCGGAGCCCCGGAGCCAGCACGCUGCGGGGUCCGCCUCGCCGCCGGGACCCGGGCGCCCGGGCUCGGCUUGAAGCGGCGGAGGUGCCCGGCACGGCCGGGGGAGCAUGGGCAGGAGGAUGCGGGACGCCGCCGCCGCCGCGGGUCUCUGGCUGCUGGCGCUGGGCUCGCUGCUGGCGCUGUGGAGCGGGCUCCUGCCGCCGCGCGCCCAGCCGCCCGAAGACCGACUCCCCCGGCGCCCGGCCCGGAGCGGCGGACCGGGGCCGGCGCCUCGCUUCCCCCUGCCCCCGCCCCUGGCGCGGGACGCCCGCGGCGGCUCCCUGAAAACUUUCCGGGCGCUGCUCACCUUGGCGGCCGGAGCAGACGGCCCGCCCCGGCGGCCCCAGGGCGAGCGCGGGCGGCACGUGCCAGCCGGGCGGCCCGGGCCCGAGGGGCGCGCCGCGGUGCACGGGGGCGUCUUCUGGAGCCGCGGCCUGGAGGAGCAGGUGCCCCGCGGCUUCUCCGAGUCGCAGGCGUUGGCGUGGCUGGAGGCGGUGCGCGGCGCCCGGGUGGUGGCCCUGGAACGCGGCGGCUGCGGGCGCAGCUCCAACCGGCUGGCCCGCUUCUCCGACGGCACCCGCGCCUGCGUGCGCUACGGCAUCAACCCCGAGCAGAUCCAGGGCGAGGCCCUGUCCUACUACCUAGCGCGCCUGCUGGGCCUCCAGCGCCACGUGCCACCGCUGGCACUGGCCCGGGUGGAGGCUCGCGGCGCGCAGUGGGCGCAGGUGCAGGAGGAGCUUCGCGCCGCGCACUGGACGGAGGGCAGCGUGGUGAGCCUGACGCGCUGGCUGCCCAACCUCACGGACGUGGUGGUGCCCGCGCCCUGGCGCUCCGAGGACGGCCGGCUGCGGCCCCUGCGCGCCGCCGGGGGCGAGCUGGCCAACCGCAGCCAGGCGGAGCUGGUGGACCUGGUGCAGUGGACCGACUUGAUCCUUUUCGACUAUCUGACGGCCAACUUCGACCGGCUCGUCAGCAACCUCUUCAGCCUGCAGUGGGACCCGCGCGUCAUGCAGCGCGCCACCAGCAACCUGCACCGCGGCCCCGGCGGCGCGCUGAUCUUUCUGGACAACGAGGCGGGCUUGGUGCACGGCUACCGGGUGGCGGGCAUGUGGGACAAGUAUAACGAGCCGCUGCUGCAGUCGGUGUGCGUGUUCCGCGAGCGGACAGCGCGGCGCGUCCUGGAGCUGCACCGCGGCCAGGACGCGGCGGCCCGGCUGCUGCGCCUCUACCGGCACCACGAGCCUCGCUUCCCGGAGCUGGCCGCGCUCGCCGACCCCCACGCUCAGCUGCUGCAGCGCCGCCUCGACUUCCUCGCCAAGCACAUUUUGCACUGUAAAGCCAAGUACGGCCGCCGACCCGGGACUUAGCGUCCCCCGGAGAUGAAAGGGAGAGCCCCCGGCCUGGGGAAUGGAUGAUGGGGGAAGGGCCGUCGUCUGGGCCACCGCCUGGGACCGGCCAACGCCCAGCCAGUGGCCCGAGCGCCAUGGAGGCUAAAACUUCACGGCUUCGCCCACCUGCCCCUUUCUCUCGGUCUCCUGCUGUUUCCUUUCGAAGUUCCGGGAGGACGAACUCACCCGGGCGAGAAGCUUAACAGCCCCUCCGCCCCGCCUAUAAAAGGAUUCUGCCCUGGGCCAGCACGGAGUUUGGAUCCGAAGAAACUGGAGGCCGGAGUUUGGCCGCCGGGUGGUCAUCUCUGUGGGAGAUGCAUCCCGUUCCCCGGCCCCCUCAUUCCCUUUCCGAAAAAGGAAAACUUCUAUUUGAGCCGUUGAGCUAAUUGUGCAUUUCCUACCAAACGCAGCGCUGGUGGCCCGGGAGCAGGGCUGUGACAUUGGCUGGUGGAGCCCCCUUCCUGUGUUCUGCCUUUGUUCCAGCACCGUGAUGGUGAGAUCACUGUUAGGAGCUGGGGGAAGGCUCCCUCUAUGACAAAGAGUGCAGGACCUUCAGAACCCGGGGGGGGG